GUUUUGCGAAAGUUACAUUUGUCCUGUCCUUUCCAUCCUAACCUAGCUGUCUGGUUUCCCUGCACACAUGAAUCCAAGCCCCUCUCUCACGGGGCACAAAAGGAAUUCCAGUGUCCUCCCUUCGAGGCUCUGGACGUACUGUGUGUCCAGCUGACAUUGUUGCUCAUGAGCAGUGUUUCCUUGGCAGCCAGGCAUGUUUCAUUAGUGGCAGAGCGUCAGUGGGAGUGAAGGAGGCCAGUGCUGGUCAUUUUGUGAGAGCAAUUACUUUGGAGAUAACAAGUGACCAUGUCAGGAACCAUCUAUAGUCCUCUUGAAUGUUCCUGCAACCCUCAGUAGUAGUCAAUCCUACAUCAAACAUACAACUCUGUAAUCAAUCAAUGCGGUUUUCAAUUCGAAAUCUCCAGCAAACUUUGCACCUUCUGCCCGGACCAACGUGAACCCUUCAGUGCUGCCAUUGUUGUUUCAACAACACGGUGGAGUAGAGAACAAGCCAUGACCCCCUCCCUGUAGGAAGCAAACCAGUGCUGCCUAUGAUGCAACAAAAUUCACUUUAGAUCAUUACACUUAUGUGAACAAUAAAUCUACAUCUGCACUGUCCGGAAUAUUUUCCUGAAGUUUGUGGUGUCGGGUUAAAGAGAAGACUCAACUGGUGCUGUCGAUACCAGCGUGCUAUUUUUAGCAGCACUUGGUGAAAGUAAAAGUCGAGGGCAUCAAACCAUAAAUCUGUGUUAAUAUUCCAGGCAGCUCUUAUCCCGACUCCAGGAUCAACCUGUUUUCUACUGCUUAGCGAGUCAUGACUGACUUGUCAUGACUGUUGCCCGGUUGAAGAGUUUGUCAUCGGUCAUCGGGUCAGACUUUACGGCUGUUUCCUUCUCCAUAUAAGUGGUUCCUCGUCCAGGCCAUAAACAUUCACUGGGCAGCAAAGUCUGUAAAGCUUCCUCUGAGCAUGUGUCCUGCUUCUGUUGAAACAUUGGUGUGGGUUGGUUCAUGUAGGAGUCACCUUUUAUUUGGCUUUCGGUCUUCAACAUACGCAACUACUAGGUCAAAUACCGUGAUGUGUCAAGUGUUUGGAAAAUUACGAGCGGAAGCCCCCUUCCAACGUUCUCCAUUGCUUGAGAAACCUCAGCUGUCGUGCCCUAUUCCUUCAAGAUUAGUCAUCCCUGUGGUGAUGGCAGGAGACCACUUAUAAGAGCCCAAGUUUUAACUGAAGAGUUUGAGGAUGAAGGGUGGGGCACGGUGUCUCCCUCUUUUUGCCUCUCAAGAUACAUCUCAGGAGUGUUAGUGUGAUGACAAGGUUAGUUUGCCGCAGUGCAAAAAGGCAUCUGCUUUCAUGUUAUGCCUCAAGAGUGCUCGGCCAUUGGGUGUCUCCAUACCCUGUGGCAGGCUGAAUGGAUGGUGUUUAGAAGGGGGCGAGGCCAUUUGUCUUGCUGGCACAGAGGGCACUUUUGUGGGCAUAGCGUUGUGCUUGAGAGUCAAGGCUUUCCCAAGUAAGAAUGUUCUGCAUCAACUCAGAGUCAAACUAGAAUCCUUCGCUGUGUAGUCUCUGCUUUUUUUUUGCCUUCAGUCGACACUUAGAUUAGUGCAGGACAGUGAUGUGAAGAUUCUGUCUCCUGAGUUGGAAGGUUUUUCUCUCUCUCAGCGUUGAAACUGAAGUUGACCUUUUUGUUGGAGGACUUUUUGAUUGCUUGCUACAGGGUUUGCACAAACUUUCUUGUGGCGCAUUCUACUUUUCUCUUGCUCGAGUUGGCUCUGUGACCUUCAGUCGGAGUCCUAGCCCGCCAAUUUGUCCAUCACUACUCGAGCCUUUCAUGUGGUGGGUGUCUUCCCUGUCACUCAGACGGUCUGCCUCAAUAACACUCAGUUCUGGUUCUUCCAUGUCCGGCUGGUGCACAGCGAGUUUCAGAUGUGGUUUUGUUUCCUCACAGGCUGGGGCCAGAGAAGUCGCCAACAAUUGUUGUGAGGCGAACUAAGGACAUUAGGGUCAAUCAUGGAAGAAUGACAGCCUUGAUCUGGUGGAUUUGUGGGCUGAAACAGUUGAUUGCAUUAUUUAAUUUGACAUUUCUCUUACUCACUGAGCGGCGAGUGAGUCAUCAAUCAGAACCUGGCUGCAGUUUGGGGCCUUCUCUUGCUGUGCGGUGAAUGAAAACCUUGUUCAUGUGACUCCUUCUGGUCCUGCCCGUCCCCUUCCCUUGCUCUGCUCUCCUUGACGUCUGCUCGGUCGGUUGGCCCAACAGAGGAACAUUUGUGGGCGUGUCGCUGCUCAAGAGGGCGCAUGCGAACUGAGGCCCGAAGGGGAAGACUUCCACACAGAUCUAAGCCAGCUGCCUCGAUUCAAACACUUCAGUGCAGGAGGAGAGCAGCACGGGGACGACACACACACAUGCAUCUACCACCGACGCUUGCUGGCAGAGCCAUGCCACUUCCACAAACAAACCUGUAGAAAGGCACCAUUUUGGCACCGGCUGCUCAUUGGGAGUUGAACUUCCAGACCUGUGGCGCUGAAAGAAGACCGUUCUCACACACUGACCUCUGAGGUUAAGCAGUUUGUGUGGAGGAGGGGAGGAGAAUCGUGGGAGGCCGCGGCGGGGCCCCUACACUUCUCAAGAAGAGUCUCAGCAGUUGCUGGGAAGCCAGCCGAACAGGAGGACAUGGCUACCGGAGAAAUCACUACUCUUCCCGCAACACCUGAGGACGGCGGCAGCGGCGGUUUCCCCCCCGGAUCCUUCAAGGAUCCGAAGAGACUGUACUGUAAAAACGGAGGCUUCUUCCUGAGGAUCCGGUCGGACGGUGGAGUGGAUGGAAUCCGAGAGAAGAGCGACCCUCACAUAAAGCUGCAGCUCCAGGCCACAUCGGUGGGAGAGGUCGUCAUCAAGGGCAUCUGUGCCAACCGCUACCUGGCCAUGAACCGAGACGGCCGGCUGUUUGGCGCGAGGCGAGCGACGGACGAGUGCUACUUCCUGGAGCGGCUGGAGAGCAACAACUACAACACCUACUCCUCCAGGAAGUACCCCAACAUGUACGUGGCACUGAAGCGGACCGGCCAGUACAAGUCGGGCAGCAAAACCGGGCCAGGCCAGAAGGCCAUUCUCUUCCUGCCCAUGUCUGCCAAGUACUGACAGACCGACGGCGGGACUCGGCGGUGGUGCCUUGCUCAGGAGUGAACAGACCAGGUUGGCGUGUCGGUUUAUUUUGGGCUCCGACUCACAUGAGUGGCUCCAGGUUGGACCUGAAGGGGCGAAGGUGAAACUCGACUCUGACAACAGACCUGCUGAGUAUCUGCGAAUGGCACUGACUUGAAUGACUCGGUGACAUGGAACGACGCGCUUCUGUGGGGAAGACAAACAAUAACCAGUAUUCGUGACCAAGAGAGAAACUCAACUUCAAAUAUAGUUUAAUAACACUGGCUCGCUCAGUGCCAGACAAUGGUCAAGUUUUACUCUUCAGAUUUUAAUCCAUCUGAUCAUUCAGGUGAUCAGAUUUUUCCUGUUGACUCAUUGGCUUGUUUCGUUCAAUCAUACAUCACUAUACAGAAUCUAUAACUUAAUCUCUCAACAAGAGAGGCCAGAUGCUAGCUGUUUGCAUGGCUAGCAAUGUAACAGUAAAAAUCUCACACUGGAGGUUGAACACCAAAGACAAAAGUCCGUCUUGUAAAAGGCUCACCAUAGUCUGGAAUAUGAAACCUGUUUUGCUCCGAUGUGACGGAGGUUCUUCCUCGUUCCUUCAUCAUAAACACACUGCAAUACCAUUGGUUAGCCGCGGACCUAGCUAUGGCGAGGUGACCGUCCGGUGGUACAGCUGGUAGAACAUCCCCGAGUAGACAGCAGGAAGCUCCUCCAUGCCCAGGUCCACGUGGUGGAAGCCGUGCUCCAGCCCGUGCAGCAGGACCCGGGCCACGCGGGAGGUGAUGGGCGUGGUGUGCUGGGUCCGGGCCAACUCGGCCAGGUCCAGCCACUCGCAGCGCAGACACUCCUGCGUGCAGAAGUCGAUGUGGUAGCUGAGCGGAUGCAGCCGACAAAUGAUGUACAUGUCCGACAUGCCGAAGGCCCCGGGGUGGUUGUGCUGCUGCCGGAGGCUGAGGAGGGAGCGGAACUCUGAGCGGACGCCGGUUUCCUCCAAGACCUCACGCACUGCCGUGUCGCCUGGAAGCACCAGAGUUGUGAGAUGAAGGAUGUCAAGGGUUUUUGUUUUUCUCUUGCUGCUUUUGUUGUCGAGUGAGGAUGAUGAUGAAGCUGCUGUUGAUCGUACCGAUGCUGCUUUUCCUGUCUUUGUUAGUGGAUGUAAAUGUUCAAUAAAACAGAUGUCUUACAGUCUCAUUUCAGAGUCAUGACUGAGUGCGCUUCAGUACCGAAGAGAGUUUUCUGUGCGGAGGUGUAGGACUCCACUGAAACUCACCAAUAUUUUCUCCUGGAUCCGACAGACCUCCCGGAAACUUCCACGCAUUUUUCGUCUGAAACAAAAGAGAGAGUCAAACCUUCAAUCUGACGCCUCCAUGAUAGAGUGGACAAAUCUCAGAGUGUGACCAAGUAUAAGUGACCUGAUCAAGUGACUCAUUUUUGGACCCCGAUUCUCUGAUUCCACUCAUCACUGUGAUUCAGGACAGAGUGAUGUGAGUCACUUAGGGAGCUGUCGAGGCUUGACCUCCACAGUUAAGGUCAGUCUGAGUCUGACCCCCGAUCUUUAACACUUCUUCUGAGUCACAGCAACAGGAAGUGACAGACGUGUGAGAUUAUUUGAGUUAUGACUCAUGGGUUAAUGCACUGAUACGCCUCUGUUCACAUGACAACUUGCCUUGUUCCUGUCUUGCACGACCAGAACUUUACCGUUGCACUCGUCCACAACUGCACCUGUGGACAAACAUGGUCAGAACGUCCUCCACCCUUGGAGGAGCAACUGUCAUACCAGACGUCACGUGGAGCUCUGACAGGCUGAGGUCAGGUCGACCUCGGAGUCUUACUCAGUCUCGUUUAAAAGCCCCCUUUGGUUUCAUUGUCUUCUGACUUUUACAACAACUCUUCCUCUCAUGCUGUUAAAUCAAAACUCUGCGUUUCUCUUAACAGAGCAGAAGUCCAGGUUCGUGACUGACCCAGGCCAGCAGACCACUGUACCUCUUUGGCUCUCUGAACCUGCUCGGUGGUCCGGCAACGAUGGACCGACGCUGUCAGAGGCAGCUGGUCAUAAUGUUUUGGCUUGUCUUCAUUGGUUUGUACGAUAUAAACCCAAACACAUCUCUGGGGGAUGACUGGAUCUCACGGAAAUUCCGAAGUUCAAUUACUGCGGCUGCUAGUUUCUGAUGACAAUCAGAGCUGCACUGACGUUUGUCUGGGGGUCACCAGAUUUUUUCUGGACCGGAGUCAGAGGAGAAACGUUCAGACAUGUUCUGAAGCCAGUGAGAGCAGUGCAGCUCAUACUCUGCCCCCUGCUGGGCGGUCAGAACAGUCACAGACUUCUCUGUCUUCUUCCUUUCUCUGGAGUAGACCUGGACGUUUAACGUGUAUAAUCCAACAUAUGUAUCUGUCAUUUUAUCUGGCACGGAUUCAUUUAAGGGAAGC
Synchiropus splendidus (mandarinfish) is the source of this 5549-nucleotide messenger RNA. It is a transcript of the gene fgf2, whose product is annotated as fibroblast growth factor 2. The record is from RefSeq and is a predicted model, not a curated record. Gene Ontology annotation, molecular function: growth factor activity; fibroblast growth factor receptor binding. The transcript is spliced from 3 exons. Gene Ontology annotation, cellular component: cytoplasm. NCBI's taxonomy places the organism in Eukaryota, Metazoa, Chordata, Actinopteri, Syngnathiformes, Callionymidae. Gene Ontology annotation, biological process: cell differentiation; animal organ morphogenesis; fibroblast growth factor receptor signaling pathway. Bases 2649 to 3116 code for a protein of 155 amino acids.